Molecule: messenger RNA, 1590 nt
Organism: Fusarium proliferatum ET1
Lineage: Eukaryota; Fungi; Ascomycota; Sordariomycetes; Hypocreales; Nectriaceae
Exons: 5
Coding region: 1-1590 (529 amino acids)
Biological process (GO): transmembrane transport; carbohydrate transport
Cellular component (GO): membrane
Molecular function (GO): carbohydrate:proton symporter activity
Source: RefSeq, a predicted model, not a curated record
AUGGGUUCCUCACCAACAGAGAAGAAAGGUGCUGCCGCGGCUGCCGGCAAUGACCUUGCAGCAGUACUCCCCGAUGAUGCUCGACCUUGGUAUCGCGUACCGCAUCUCCUGAAACUCAACCUUCUCCUUCUAAUUCCUCUCGUGUCAUCAGGCGCAAUUGGUUAUGAUGGAUCGAUGAUGAACGGUCUUCAGACCCUCCCUCAAUGGAGAGGCUACUUUGGACAGCCCGAAGGCGCCAUGCUCGGUGCUCUCAACUCCGUAUAUCCAGCCGGAAAGGUCAUUGCCCUUUUCUUUGUCACCUACGUAUGCGAUCGAUUCGGUAGAAAGACAGCCAUGAUGGUCGGAGCCUUGACUUGUGUCGCUUUCGCCAUCAUGCAAGCUGUGUCACAGAACUUGGAGACUUUCAUUGCGGCGAGAGCUAUCCUUGGUUUCUUCACAAGUUUCUUGGCCCAGCCUAGUCCAAUCCUCAUCACCGAGCUUGCCUAUCCCACGCAUCGAGGCAAGCUUACCGCUCUGUACAACACAUCCUUCUACCUCGGAGGUAUCAUCGCCGCAUGGUGCACAUACGGAACCUUCAAGAUCGACUCGACAUGGAGCUGGAGAAUCCCGUCUCUUCUCCAGGGAGCCCUCCCCUUCAUCCAACUCCUCGCUGUGUACUUCCUCCCCGAGUCUCCCCGAUGGCUCGUCGCCCACGGCCGACGCGAAGAGGCCCGCAAGAUCCUCGCCACGUAUCACGCCGGCGGUGACGCAAACGCUCCACUUGUCAACUUCGAGAUGGCGGAGAUUGAGGGUGCUUUGACGCACGAAGCCGAUGCCAUGUCACAGAACUCUUGGCUCGAACUCGUCAGAACUCCCGCGAACAGAAAGAGAACACUAAUUGCCGUUAUCGUCGGGUGGUUCGCUCAGUGGAACGGGAUCAACCUCGUCAGCUACUACCUUGUUCUUGUCCUCAACACGAUUGGUAUCACAGCUGCCAAGGAACAGACUCUCAUCAAUGGUCUUUUGCAGAUCUCAAAUUGGCUUGCUGCGAUCUUUGUCGGUGCUAUGUUAGUCGACAGACUCGGACGUCGCACUCUGUUCCUUCUCUCGACUUGUGGAAUGUUCGUGUCGUACAUUAUCUGGACCGCUCUCAGUGCUUCGUUUGACAGUACCCGAAGUCCAACUACCGGCAAAGCCAUUGUCGGUUUUGUGUUCAUCACCUUCUUCUUCUACGCUAUUGCUUGGGCCCCUCUUCUCCAAGCGUAUACCGUUGAGAUCUUCCCGUACACCCUUCGCAGCCGCGGUGUCUCCGUCAUGUACGUCAGCACAUUCGUCGGUCUCGUUGUUGGAAACCAGGUCAACCCGAUCGCCAUGAAGAACAUCGGUUGGAAGUACUACAUUGUCUUCUGCUGCAUUCUUGCCUGUCUCAUUGUCGUUAUCUGGUUCCUUUUCCCCGAGACAAAGGGUCAUACUCUGGAGGAAAUUCAAGCCAUCUUUGAAGGAACAUCUCAUGGGGCUCUUCAUGCUGGUAAGCUGGAUGAUAUUGAACAUGGUAGAUUGGAUCAGGAUGGCAAGAAGGAUAAGAAGGUCGACCAAGUUGAACUCGCUUAG